Molecule: messenger RNA, 6148 nt
Organism: Zerene cesonia (dogface butterfly)
Lineage: Eukaryota; Metazoa; Arthropoda; Insecta; Lepidoptera; Pieridae
Product: E3 ubiquitin-protein ligase MARCHF8-like
Exons: 7
Coding region: 290-1381 (363 amino acids)
Biological process (GO): protein polyubiquitination; immune response; antigen processing and presentation of peptide antigen via MHC class II
Cellular component (GO): early endosome membrane; late endosome membrane; lysosome
Molecular function (GO): MHC protein binding; ubiquitin protein ligase activity; zinc ion binding
Source: RefSeq, a predicted model, not a curated record
UCACAUAGAUUUGAGAAUUGAGAUUUGAGUCUUGAGAACGAUCAUGUUUUCGUUAUCAUUUUUUAUUUUGAGUUGAAAUAUCUUUGUAAUUCCUCUAUGUGACUACAUCCAUAGUUCAUAUGUUAUUGAGGAUUUAUUGUAUUUUUUUUUGGUGAAGUUGCUUGAUUUAUUAUUAAUUGAAAAGCUGAUAUGUUUCGUAUUAUUUGCUUUGUCAAAUGUGAAAAGCAUUAUUAUUUUAUGGCAUCGAGUAGUUAUAUAAAACUGUAAAAGUGAAUUACCCAGUGCCAUAAUGCCCCUUCAACAAAUAAACGUGAAGAAUUCAUCAGAAAUUGAGAGUUGGGAAUGGGGUGGUGGAUGUGGCAAAGAAACAAUUCGUGCAGGGUCUGGUAGUAGUCAAACAUCUUGUAGUAAUUCAAGUGGUGAUAUUUGCAGGAUUUGUCAUUGUGAAAGUGAAAUACAUAAUCCUCUUUUAGCUCCAUGCUAUUGUUCUGGCAGCUUGAAAUAUGUUCAUCAAAGCUGUUUACAACAAUGGUUGACAGCCUCGGAGACAAGAUCAUGUGAAUUGUGUAAAUUCAACUUUAUUAUGCACACAAAAAUAAAGCCUUUCAGUGAGUGGAGGCUAUUGGAGAUGUCCGGUGUUGAGAGGCGGCGGCUCUGUUGCGCCGUGCUCUUUCACUGUGUGGCCGCGCUGUGCGUCAUGUGGUCUCUCUUCGUACUCAUAGAGCGCGCCGUUGAGGAGGUCAACAAGGGACAGAUCGCAUGGCCGUUUUGGACGAAAUUAGUGGUGGUCGCAGUGGGUUUCACCGGCGGCGCUGUGUUUAUGUACAUCCAAUGUCGACAAUAUUUACACCUUUGCAAUCGAUGGCGGGCUCAUAAUCGUAUACUGCUGAUCCAGAACGCGCCGGAGAAGCUGCCGAUCGCCGCGUCGCCGCCGCUGCGCUGCAAGCGGCGCGAGCGCAGCACGCGCGGGCAGGUGGUCGCGAACAUCGAGCCGCCGCCGCCGCCCGUCGCCUACCACGAGGAGGACGAGAGCGGCGGCUUCGAGACUUAUAGGGGCAAUCCUCAUAGGAGACUGUCCGCGCUGAACGAGGACCGGCUGCGUGUGGAGCCGCACGAAGAGGCGCGGCGCUACUCCGACACGCGGCUCGCGCAGCCCGCAGCAGCCGCCGCAGCAGCCGCCGCCGCCGAGGACGCCGCGCAGCCCGCCACUGAGGCGGGCGUGUACCACAUAACGGUGGACCCGCUGGAGGCGGACAUCCGGUCGCUGCUGGCGCUGGAGGCGCGGCGCGAGGCGCGCGCGGCCCGCUCGCUGCCCAACCUGCGCGCCAGCCGCGAGAGCCUGCUGCCCGCGCCGCCGCCGCGCGCGCGCCCGCCCUCCUGAGCCCGCCCCGCGCCGCUCACCCUCUACCUGGACGACAACGUCUACUAGCGGGGCCCGACCCACCGCCGUGUCAACCGCCCCUAGCGGCCCAAGUGGACUGUGUGCGCUCAAUUGUGGGAACCAGCCAUAGUGACGGAUACUUUUGGCCUGUGUCCCGUAAUAGUGUGAAUUAAACAUAGUGGCUGUUUGACCAUAUGAAAUAACCAGUAGGUCGAAUAAGGGUCUAUAACAGUGUAAAGUGUGAAUUUUAAGUUGUGAACUGUGUAUCUAUGAAGAGAUAUAAUAGAGUCUGUAGACACUAGCAAGUGUGAAGUAGUUAAAUGACCACUGCAAGGGAAGGAGCUUCGAAGACUGUUGUGUUAUAUGAAGGAGGUGGACUAUGGAGUCUAAUAUAACCAUAGUUAUUAAUAGAGUGGACAUGAAUGAAGUUAACUCGCUGUGUGCCAAUGUAGUGAUACAUCAACACAACAUGCCAUACCAAUAUUGCAAUUAUAGAUCAGAAACUGUAGACUGGAAGCAAACUUGGUUGAUCACACACCAAAUUUACAGUUACUGUUACAAGGAACUGCCUUUCUGAAAGCUCUGAGAACAAUAUGUCUGGAUAAAAAAAAAUAAAGGCAAGAAUAUAUACUGAAAUUGAUUGAAUGGUAAUUUUCAAGGUGAAUAAAGAACUGUUAGUGCUAGAUUUGGUCUGAAUUUAUAUCAUAAUAGUACUCGAUCGAUAUCUUAUUAGACUGGAACUAAAAAAUGAGGCCUAGAAACGAGAAUGAAAAUGAAGUUACAGUAAUUAACGAACAUUAAACAGAAAAAGGCCAUAGUGUUGGGCAAUGUUUGGUCUGCUGCCGGUGUAGAGAUAUACGUACAGAUAUAUCUACUUCAUCAUCUAUUAAUAUGGAGAGAUAACUUGAAACAAUCAUAACAAGGAUAUUCUAAGGACAUCUGUGUAUGCACUACAACCAAAGAGUAAUCAGACUGUAUUAAGAAAGUAGCGUAACGAAAAUAUGUUGCUAACUUCAGUCCAAAAGGUUACAUCUAUCCUCCAGUAUAAGUGUCAAAGUGGUCAAAUUUGUGUUCUUGCGGAAUGACUGUAGUGUAAUCGAUUGUCAUUCGCUUAGUGUGUACCAUACACUAGAGGAUAUGAGAAUAGUUUGAUUAUUCUCAAGUUACAAAUAAGUUUUAUAAAUUUUUGUUGCUCUACAGUAAACAUUAGAAAUAACAUGAUUUUUCAUAUAAAAAAGUUUGUCUGUGGCUAUUUAUAAUGAAAUGCUUAGUAGCACUAUGCAAAAUCUUGUGUCCUAAACAAAAUAUACAUAACAAUGUGCUGUUUUGUGCAAUAUUAUAACUGAUUUUAUGCUAAAUUUGUAUUAAUCAUGCCUAGUUUGAUUUAGCUGAUUUUAAUAAUGAAGAUAUAGCGUAUAGGUUUUUACAACCAUCAUUACCGAAAGCUGUAUGGGGUGUUUGUUGUGUUUAUUAUUGUUACAUGUUCUCUGAUAUACAUAAAGAUUAUCAAAAUAAAAAAUAAAAAAUGUUUUCCUUUAAAAAUUACUGAAAUUACAGAGAUGUGAAAAUUUACAGCAUGAUAAAGUAUCCUGCUGUAUGUACACUGUGCAAACUGUAAAUCUAUUUACAGUUUUUUACUAUCUACAAUUAUGAAGUAAAACAGUUCCUUGAUUUUAUUCUAACUAUUUCAAAAAUAUACUUAAGGCAUAGGCAUACUUUUUUUUUACAUCAUAGUGGGCAUGGGGCUGGUGGUUCGCCUAAUGGUAAGUGAUCUAAUCUGCCCAUGAACAUUUGCAGAGGUAGUUCCGAUCUUCCGUUGGGGUGUGGUAAUUCCACGGGACAGUUGGUCCAAAUCUCACUGAAGCGUGCUCGACGAGCACACGAGGAAAAUAUGUUUUUAUAAUAUUGAUGAAUAUUUAACGAAGGAUCAUUUUUGUGGAAAUAAAAAGGUUAUGGACAUGUAAUAAUAAUAAAAUAUAAUUUUGAAGAAAUUGAAUCAUAGUGGUAUAUAGAAGACAAUAAUCAGGUAAAUUUAUAAAAAAAAAAUGCAUUUGGUAAUGAUGGUUUAUAAAUAAUUAUGGAAUAAUUAUGUUCUUCUAUAUUUUGUUUUUUAAAUUCAACAAUAAAAAAAAUAUCUUACUAAUAUUACAUUGAUGUAUAUCUAUUUCCUUAAAAACUUACAACUUAGCCACGAAAGUAAAUGAACAGUGUUUUUAGUUGAUGUGCCAUUUUUCAUCAUUCAUAUUACAAUGAACUAUCACAUAUACAUAUAAAUUAGUCAUGUGUAUAGGAUUUAGUGAAUGUAAAUAUUUUGUGUAAUAUACAAUAAUAAUGAUAGACAUGUGCCCCAUUUUUUUAAGUAUGUGUAUCCGGGCAUUGAGAAAGUUUUGCUUGUAAAAAUUUGUAUUGGCGUCGCAAGUACUUAGCAAUAUAUAAAGUUUGGUCUACUUAAUUUUCGAAGGUUGAAUUCAUUUGCAAUUUAUUUCAUCUCGCAUUUAUGUCAUGUUCCUCGUUACGAAAAGUCCGUCCUCAUCACAAAAGUAAUAAUAUUUUUUAUAAUUCUGCAAAAACUUAAUGGUUUGUUUAUUUUUGAUUUUAUCAUAUAAGUCAUACUUCUCUCUACAAUCAUCUAUGUAAUAGUAAUACAUCUAGUUCAAACUAGAUAAGUCCAAUAAUGGAAAAUUGUAUUAAGGAUGGAUUCUCAAAACACUUAGGUAUCGGACGUUUUUCGUAAGAACUUCCAGUGGUCGUGAGUGACAAAAUAAAAUAACACUUAAUAUCACACGGAAAACAUGUACAUCAGCUUUUUUUCGGGUUUAUUUUUAACAUUUUCGUGAACAUAUUCCCCAUGUUUUGAAGAUAUUAUAUCAAGGGUAUUUUUGAGAAACAGCAUUAUGUAAAUAAUAACAGAAAAAUAGUUCAGGAGUAGGCAAUUUUGAGUGUAACAUCAACAUAGGAACAGAUAGUAUCAAAAUUUUCAACAAAAGAUUUACCGUUAUUCGGAGAAAGUAAUCUAUUUGUAGCAAUCGUUUGUUUUGUUCGAUACCGCAAUAUAGCUUAUUUUUGUCGGAGUUGAGAAUGCAUCCUUAAACCGAUAUUCUAUAAUCGUUUUGCGAUCAAUUGUGUUAAUUUUUUACAUUAAUAUUGAUUGUUUUUGAGAUUUUGGCAUAAACUUUUUAUUUUAUUACAUGAACAGUUAAUUGCAUGCUUAUUUAAUCUCUGUCCAAAUAGAAUCUCACUAAGUAUGUAUCUUCCCGUCCUCUUGAUCUCUUGUUUUUUCUCUAGUAGAUCUAUUUUGUUUACUGGGUUACUUGUAUAAUUUUUUCCUGACAUUGCUUCAACUUUUUGGUUAGGAUAAUACACAUUUUGUGUAUUCAAGUUUAAGUUUCAUAUUGUUACAAAGAAUUUACUUUGGAAGUAAUAAACUUUUAAAUUAUAUGUAAAAUACUAUUGAUAUUGUAUAUUUUCAUUACGUAUGUACUAUGUAUGCAUACAUGAAUUUAAAGCUUUCUUAUAUCAUUACAAUAUAAUUAUUACUAUUACUAUGUGUGUUCUUGACAUUUGCCUAUAAAGAAAUGUAUGUAUAGAAUAAUAUGUAUAUAUAAUGAACUUACUGUAAGUCCUAUAAUUGUUAACCUUACCAAUCUAGAUUUUGGCUUGAUAUGUUACUCUUUUAAUUAAUAUUUAGCUACAUUUUUAGUUUGUUCAUAUUAUCUAUUGGUAAAUAAUAGUAAUUGUGAAUGUCCAUGAAAUCAUGUCUAGGUAAGUUAUUAAUGUAACACCUUUAAUAUGUUAUCUGUAGAUAGGUGAAAAAAAAAGAUUUGACAUUUGGUGCUAAAGUAUCAAGGCUCUGUUCGCAACAUUGGACGAAAGUUUAAUACCAUCAUAACAUAAUAAAUCCAGGUGGCCAUGCCUAUUUCAUCUACAUUUUAAACCAAUUCUAAAAGCUAACAUAAUGUAAAAUAGACUAUUUCGAGACAAAUGGGCAAUUCAAUAUUUCUUUUUCAGGUUUCAGUAUUAAAAUAGUUUGUGUUGGAUAUAGAAUAUUUGCAUUUAACCUUUGCUAAAGUAUAAAUGACUUAUUAAAAUUAUGUAAAUACUGGAUUAGCAUUGAGUCUGAUUCGAAAGAAGUCUGAAAAAAAUUAAACUUAAGUAAAAUGCACAAAAAUUGAACACUGUCCGUUAUUAUAGCCAACGAAUCGCUUUUCAUUCGCAAAGAGCAUCGAUAUGAUAAACUUUUAUCGUCUAUAUCGCUGACAUAUCGGUAUCGCGUUGAUGAAAAUAGGCUCUCGAGAAUUCACCUUCAAGUAAAAUUCGGUGUUUGAAUUUUAAAUGUUACUGCAUAUCACGUAAACACUUUUGUCGUGUUACUUGUACUAAUGUAAAUAAUUGCUUCCGAAUAUAAAAGUUGGAAAUAAAUAUCAUUGCAUCUAUCUUAGUAUUGUUGUUUCACGUAUACGUACCCCCUUUAUUAUGUUUUUUUUUUCAUCUAUAAUUGUAUUGUGCCUUAUUUUCUAAUUGUGAUAUUUCUACUUUAUCAAAUUUUCUUUUUUCUUUGAGAUUAUCAUUGGUUUGUGUUGUGUUAAUCAAUUUUGCAAUACUGAUGCAUUUCUGUAUAACUUAUGUUCGUAAGCGAUUUUUUGCUCAAAAUUAGAUUUUUUCCUUGCGAUCCGUGUGUACUUAUAGUUCAUGAAAUUUGUAAGACUGUUUUUAUUUUAUUAUGUGAAAAAUGUUAUCUCCAAAUUAUAAAUAUAAGUUAUUUUCAGA